Spirodela intermedia is the source of this 10581-nucleotide messenger RNA. Lineage: Eukaryota; Viridiplantae; Streptophyta; Magnoliopsida; Alismatales; Araceae. The record is from the annotation of a GenBank genome assembly.
AUGGCGCCCCUCAGAUGCCUCUAUCAACUCCAGGUACUUCCAGCGUCCUUCCGGCGACCUGCUUCCAUGCGCAGCAGGAGCAGGCUCACUGCUGUGCAUACUCUUAGCAGUCACAUGCUCCAGGGUUGCCGCUUGGCCGACAGGUUCUCCGUCCUCUUGUCAAAGUCGCCCGCGACUGGAGGACGGACGACAGGAAAUAGGGGCCCUUGUUCCUUCCACCCGGAGCUGAGGAAGUGGAGGCCUAGGGAGUUCUGCACCCGGGCUGGUUCUCCUCGGCAAGUGAAGGAUGACACUGCAGUUGCUUCUUCCCCCUCGUCACCACCCUGUCUCUCCGUCUCAAUUCAUUGCUGUAAACGUGAAUCCGUGAGUUAGCUUCUUCUCGUUCUCGUGCUUCAUCAAAAACUGAAUUUUACUUCUGUUCUCGCUUUGCAGAUAAUAUACUGCAUGUACGGGUGCGGAUAUCUGUCUUAAUAUUUUUAUGUUCUAUUAGAAACUCUUAAACUCUGAGCGAGAGAGAGAGAGAGAGAGAGAGAAUGCUCGUAGUGUAUAAUUUUCGCAAAUUAAAGAUAUGCGGAAUUUUUGGGAUGUUUGGGUCAUCGUGUCUAUCUACACUUAUCUAAGCUACCAUGGUAAGUUUCUUGACCGUUGUAGGCUGAGUAUGUUUGCAAUUAUCCCAUGGGGAUGGUUUCUUGAAGGUUGGAUGGUUCCUCUUAUUUACAUUCUUCUGUUUUGUGAAUCUGUAUAUUCUGACUACUACCAAUCACCUUGCCCCUAGACACAACCCAAACCCUUGCUUUUCAAUUGGAUUUCAGUCUUGACAUUGUUGUAACAACUUAAUCUCCCUAUUUUUCCGUCGUUAGUAUCUCCGUUGUAAGAAGAAAAUAUUUCAAUAUGGCGCAUAACAGUCAUCUUUAGCGUUCUCGAUUGUAAGAAAAAAAUGUUUGAAUAUGGCGCAUAACGGUUGUUAAUUGAUUGAUAUCCAUGUGGAUGGAGAUCUUGAGAAACUGAUCCGAAUUUGAUGAGACAAGGAAACCAGUUUCAUGAUACCGUGCUGUGGCCAUCUUAAUAGGUACAUUUUAUUGUGUAAUUGCUUGGCUUCUGGGAUCCGAAUAUGUCCUAUAAAAUGUCCAGUGGACUUAAUUAAGCACUGUGGCGCCUGUGAUGCAUCUUUGAUGCUUAUAGCAUGUUCUGCCAUCUUAUAUUGUUUUAGAUGGCAGGAUGCACUUUCAGAAGCUCUUUUAUGCUUUGGUGCGAGUUCUGCCAGUAUUGAUGAACCAAGUGACCUGGAAGAAGACGAGGAGGUGAGCAUUGGACAUUUUUUCCCAAAUCUUUAGUGUCUCUGUUUGUUUUUCCCUCCAUUGUUUAUUUGUAUUGAUAUUUCAUUAUCAAUCCUGGAUUCUUCCUAGAUCCGAAAUGAACGGAAAUCUUUUGUUUUCUAGUGAGAAAAGCAAAAAGAGUUGGAAACCAGACAUGGAAUAACAAUAUAUUUUUAUAUUCCAAGUCCAGAAAAUGUCAAUUGGAAGUGAAAUCUGAGGAUAACAUCUUGAUGCUGAGUGGAACAAGCCUUGAUGAAGUCUGUAACAUACUGCUGCUUGUUUGCAUCACCAAGGGCUCUCUUCCCUCUUUCCAGAGCAUUGGGUAGGUUCAUAGUGCAUCAUUAAAAGACUUAGGUCGCCGGUCUCUGAUGCUUUUUCUUUGCUGUAACUGGCUUUCCUGUGGUUCCUUUCCUUGGUUCAUAAUAUGGCUAAUCAAUUCCUUAGUUUCAUAUGCUACUUAGGGUGAUCACAAAGCUUUAAUUAUUAGACUAGAUUGUGUUGAUUUUUUCCACGACUUUUAAGAAAAGAAAUGAAGGUUUUUCAAGUAAAAAGAAUUCAGAAAACGAAGGUUAUAUGAAAGUAUUAAUGCCCAAGUUUUUAAAAUGAUGUUCUCUUGAGUGCGAAAAGUUGAAAGUUGAAUCAAAAUAGAAGGCUCAAACCCCAUAGGAUUAGUGUUGGAACCUGAGGGCAAAACAAAGGCUAGAAAACACUACAGCAAGCCUUGAAGUAAAUGUUUUGACAUUUGUUAGAGAAAUAGAGGGUAGGAAAAUAAGGGUUGGCAUUGGCCCCUGUGUGGAGAAGAAGUAAAACAAAACGAGUUUUGACCUCUAGUAUAGGAAAGGUUGACACCGGUGUAGCUUGUAGACUCGAGGGCUGACAACUAACUUUUCAUGGUUAACAACUAUACGGUUGCAAUGGUUAUUUGGUUGAAAUCAUAUACCAAAAACAUUAUAAAUCAGGCUGUUAGGGGAGUUGCCUUUUUGAAUGGUAUGUAGAUUUUUUUCUAACUAGAAUUACUAAUAGGGGGAGAGUUUGAAGGCAUCCAAAGUCUAUGUGUAUUGAGCUUCCCACAACAUCAUUCUCGACAUGUAGGUGUCUUGCUUCUUUAAUUCUGCUUGUCCAAACUUGUAUUCUGCAAGGCUUGAAAGGUUUAGUUGAUAACUCAAUUAAGUUUAGUGAUAUAGGAAUUAAUUGGUUCCUUGAGUAUAAGUUUGAGAGAAAUUAUGUUAGGGACAAUGAUAUAUGCAUAUUGUUGCUAUAAAAAGAGGGAUCUAAUGCAUCACUCUUUUUCUUGUAAAUAGGUUCUUUCUAUUAAGAAUUAUGAAAGAUUAGCCUUUGAGCAGUUUUCUAUGUGGUUGGGAUUUUCUUCAGUUAAAGCGUGGACCAUCUGUUGACCUUUUAAUCCCUUGAGAAUAGCGCUCAUUGUGAGCAUGUCUUUUAGCUAUCUUUCUUUGUUUUGUUUCUCUAUGCCUUGGAAGGUUCUCUUUUCCUCUAUUGGUAGUUUGUCUAUCCUCGAUUGGUAGUCUUGAAUCCUUUUUUUGAGAUCUAUACUUGUUUGUUGUAGUAAUUGCAUAAAAUAUUUAUGAAUAGAGUCAUGUGUUAAGGGUAUUGUAGCGCUCAAGCUUUGAUCUAAACUGAGACAAAAUCAUUUUAGGAUUCUGUUUUUUCCAUGGGGAGUGCAUGCCAUAAAUUAGUGUAGAUCGGCAAAUGCAAUUAUUGCCCGUUGGUGGAAUGUAAAUUGUUUCUAUUUAUUUAUGUUCACAUGUUUCUUCGUGAAAGAUAACUGUUAUUGGUUUUAGAAGCAUUUCUUUUUGUUCGAAGAAAUACUUUGUUUAGAAAGAGGCAUCACAAGGUUUCAGGUUUCAUUUGAUUUGGUGAUAUUACUCAUUCCCUUUUCUCACUUGUAUUAACAUCCUCAGGCGGGUAGCUCUACUGAAGGUUCUAGUGCUUAAUAUAUUAUAUGAUUUUUUCAGUUUUGUGAUGAAUAAUUAAGCUUCUUUGAUGCCUUGGUUUGAAAGCAUAUUAAUUUCAAAUAAUGAUUUCAUGUAGACCAAAUUAUUGAAAUCAUCUUUCCUGUUUAAUUUAAGUAACUGUUUCCUGCAGAUAUGUAUUACUUCCAUUUUUACCAUCGAUCAAGAUGUGAGCACUUGCAUCUCUUUUGCUGCCAAGUCUAUUGGUCUGAGAAAAACGCCGAAUUUUGAGGUCACAGUUAGUGAAGACUUUGAUUGGAUAGCCAAUGUAAAGGUAAACUAGUUUCGUCAUUCAUUCAUCCUCAUCUUUUCUCCUUUUUUUCUGUCCUCGGGCAUGAUACAUAUUUUCAAUUCUUUCUCGUCCUUAUCUAUAUUGUUGGUAUACCAAUGGCAACUCUAAAAUGAUUUCCCUUUUCUAAAUAGCCUGGUCUGUUAAAGAAAAUCGUUUGAGUAGGAAAGAAGGGGAAGUGAUGAUACGAUAUCGUAAUUUUGAUAUAUCUUUUUCUCUUCCUUCGUUCUCUUCUUCCUCUUCUUCAUCUUCCUAUAGUUCCAACCGCAAGGAAAACGAUCCCAGAAAUGAUAAGGUGUCAUUUAAAACCUUUGAUACUUGUAUUGGACAGAUGUGGUCAAGCCAUCCUUGUUUUCGGGCCAAUGAGUCUGUCCCUGAGACUCAGUUGAUCAGUCCUCUGUAUAUUAGUUGCAGUCGGAUGCUGUUAUUCAUGUGGGCAGACAUGGCAUCAUAUUGCUCAUAGUGUUCCAUCAUAAGGAGCCCGUAUAGCCGUGCUAUACAUCAAGGGAGAGUGUGGGGAAGGGACGAAUUGCUACUUUCCAGUUUUCCGGUUCAUGAGGGACGAUCGCACUAGAUGACAUAGCCUCCUCUUAGGAAGGAGAUUGACUACAUAUAUCUACAUAUAUUACUAUGUUCCUUUUAUGAUUUAAAAUAUAUGUGGUGCCAUCCACGUUCAAAAUGCUUCAGUAAAUACUCAUAUUGCAAUAAUUUGGCUUUUUGUUUGAAGUCCUGGUGAACUUUUCCAUUCAGACCUCAGUCUCGAGUACAAAAAUGUAUAAGAAUAUAAAUUUUUUAGAUAUAUUUGGAAACAUGUAUAUGAAAUACUUUUAUAUAAAGCUUUUUUCUGGCUUAAUUCGCUGCCAAGAUCUGGCUGGUAGGGCUAGAUUAUUUUGAUAUGGGUCAACUUAAUGUGACCCACUUAACGCUCAGAACCUCUUGGUACUGCCUGGAAUGAGACGUGGGCUGUAUUGCUCAUGUUGCCUAGACCAGAGAUUGGAUCCAUCACUGUUGCCUGUGUGACUUGACAGUCUUUUCUCACUUGGUUUUCCGUAUUUUUUGACACAACGCUUAACUUUCAGUGGCUACAAUUCUAGCUUUGAAUAUUGUAGAGUCAUCUUACUCUUCAUGCUGUCCAUUUGGGUACCUGUUUCCUUUGUUGAGUUUCUGCUUUGAUUGUUAAGUUGGCUUUUGCUGACCGUUCUCGCACUAUUCCUUGUAGUAGAAAACCUGUACAUGUCUAAAAGACUAUUCUUCUUCUUGCUUGGAAUUGAUGAAAAUUAUUGGGCCCAGGAUCUGUGCCUCAAAUAGGUCAUAGCGUGUAAUAACUUGAUUUUAAAUUAGAUCAAUGUAGAAAAUAAUUUCCACGUUCUUAAUGACUAAGAGUCUAACCAAGUUUUGCCCAUAUAUUUUUCUUAAUGAAUAAGAGUUAACAAUUUUUCAUUUUUCAGAAUAGAUUGAUUUUAACGUGUAAUAGGUACCCGUCUACGUUGUGGAUUUAUUCUUGAGGCAAAAGAUAUAGAUUUUGCAUUGAUUUAUCUCUUACGUAAUGUUGUUUGCAGGAAACAUUUCAACCAAUUCAGGUAACAGAUGGUCUCUGGGUUGUGCCUGAAUGGAGUACACCACCGGUAUGGCUUUAUCUGAAAACCAUCCACUAUCUCCAUUGCCAGUAAGAUAGGAAUGCCUUGAGAAGCAAGCUUUCGUGAAUGUUUUACAGUAUCACUAAAACUCACGAUAAUGCUGCAUAAUCUAUAUGUAUGAAAACAAUUUCUCUUUGAAGUCUAGUUUUCCAAAACAUACCUGGGAAUUAUGAUGCUUAAUUCAGUUGUCUUGUUGUUUAUACUCUUAUAUCAGCUCUAGAUCCAAAAUUCGGAAUGAAUUCCUGAGUCAGAGAUUACUAAUUGGAUUAUUAUUUCUUCAUCAAAUAUACUUGGUAUCUAUAUUCACAAUCAUGGUGUCUAUUUGGCUCAGUUUUAGUCUUUCUUCAACAUAAAAUAUUUAUCUGGAAUUUGUUCCAUGUAAAAAAGUGUUUGGAAACAUGGUGCAAUGGGUUGCAGUUCGAAUGGUAACAUGGUGAAAGAUAUCUUUUCUGAGGACCACUUAAUUGGAGAAAAACAUAAUCAGCAAAAACUGACCUUAUCAGGGCUGACUUUAUCAAUAAACGUCCGUGUCACUAUUUUAUGGAAAGUGCUCCUUUUAGUGUAUUGAAGUGCACCAUCUCAGGCUCCUGAAGACAAUGGAAGGUAGGGAAGAAGAGGGAGAAAAAAAAUGUACAUGAAGGAAGAGACUGCUUAAGGUUCUAGAUGUUUCUGGAAAUUUUAUUUACAGCUUGUGAAUAUGAAGUUGGAACAAAAGUUGAAGAUAACUGGGCAAGGAAAGUUGAAAAAUGUGUACGUGAUAUAUGAGUGGAAUGAUUAGAGAAAGGGUAGUGAUCUUGCUCUUCAAAUGGAAUGGAGAAAUGAACCAGUUCCUGUGAGCUGCGCGAAGAAGUGCUAUGCUGUUCUACAGAGGUUACUCUUCUUUUAAAAACCAUAUGUGGUUUAAAACAGUUAGAAGAUGAAAAUGAGGAAAAAUCAGAAACCAAGUAUAAAAGUUAACGAGAAAUAUUGUGGAGUAUCUAUCAUAUGAUGGAUAUAAUGGAGGUAAGAGUCAUAGAACAUGCCGUUGUGAGAUAUCCAAACUCUUUCAGCUAAUGGGUCAUAGCAUCAAUAUUCUUGUAGUUCAAAAGCUUUCCAAAGGAAAAGCUCAGCUCUUAAUUGCGCAGAAACUUGUUGCAUUCCAAAGGUGGAGGAUGAACAUAGCGCACACUAAAAUGUACAAAGAGGAGAAUGUUUAGAAGAUUGAAUGGAUAGGCUGGACUAAGGGCUCUUAUUUGUAAGAAAUGGUGAGCUUCGGCGAUUUAUCAGAAAAAGUGCUGUUAAAACUGUCACAUCAUGAAAAUUCAAUGGAACAGAUGCAUCAAGAAGAAGACUUUGGUUAACAUCUAGUAUAUAUUGAUGGUUCCAUUCUGCUAAACUAUGUUGUUGGUUGGUAUAAGGAUAUGAACGUUGAGAAGGUAUUCCUUUUCAUGAAGGGAUGUUUGAAAUUCAUGGAGAUAUUUCCUCCCCCUAAAUCUAGUAUCAAAUAGUUAAUAUGAGUCUUAAAUUGAUUUUCAAUCAUGUGAACGAAGGUUUGGAAAACAUGUAAGAUAAGAUGUGGCAUGAAGUACACCGGAAUAAAUCAGUUGAAAUUGUCAAUAAAUGUAAGAAACAAAUUAUAUUCGAACCUUGAUGUUAGAAGAAGGAUGAUUGUAAUCUGAAAAAUAAAAUAUCUUGCUUUAACCUAGACUAUAAGUAUAUUAAGAAAACUCCUUGGGAUGAGGAACUUUGAUCUUGAGAACUCAAUUUUAACAUCAUUGAUACUUUGCUGAAUGAGGGCGACUAGUUAACAAUGCCCUAGACUCCACAGGUUAUAUGACUCAGACUCAUUGAGAACAGAAAAUGUGAGAGGAUGAUGUUUUUAUGUCUGUAACACCCAACAUGAACAGCUGACCAUCUUUAUAGCCCUCCCCUACGCCCUUCCCUGUUUCCUGAUCUUGUGCCAAGCAACCAAUGAAAACGCCAAAACGUUUCGCAUUACAUUGAGUGUUUCAAGCAUCUCGGGGCUUUCAAAAACUUCAGGGUACAUAGGUGAUACCCAAUAUAUGUUUUUGCAAUUCUUGUGUAGAUUGGUAUAGCAUAUUCCAUUCUUCACAAGAUACUUAUGGAAAACAGUUCCCAAGUUUAGGUACUGGUUUCCUGUUUAUUGAAUUAUCUCUUCCUGUUUCGAACUAAAGCCUGAGCUUCAAGAGACAUUGAGAUCUCAUAGAGGACUCCCGUGAUUCCCUGAUGGAGGCAAGAGCAGGUUGGGGAAAUUUUCCGUAUUUUAUUGAAUUGUAUCCUAAUCAUUAGCACACAAAACGGUGGAUUUCUUUUGGAACAAUCAAUGUAUCUACUUAAUUCUUGACUCGUAAUAAAGCAUUGCAAAUUAAUUUCUGAUAAGAAAUGAUUUUUAUCAUUUAGGCGCACCGGGAUAACUGCGGUCUUUGUCUGCAUAUCCAUUGAGAAAUAGAUUAUUUGAAAAGUUUGCUGCUUGUCUGAUUUCUGAAACAAUCAGAGAUACCUUGGGGCGCUGUCAUUCAUGUGCUGCUAACCUCACGCGUUCGUAGAAGUUCAUAAUCACGCCAUACUCAUCAAUUUUUCUUCAAUUCAUGCCUCAACCCAGUACCUAUGAGAUUGUUGAUCCUCCCUUUCUCUUUCAACAAUGUGUGAACAAGUUGGGUCCACGAGGUAAUUUAUUUCAUCCAGCCUAUAUGCUACCUGAAUAACUCUGCAGCCCUCCAUUUUAUCGAAAUCGUACAAACUCCUCUGAUUGUGUUGUAGCAAUCUUCUCUAUAACCUCUGAAAUCUGUAAGGCAUGAGACGGAAUAGACAUCAGUCUGAAAUCUGAUAAGAAUGGAGACCAAUCCUGAACCACCAUUGACACAUGCAAAAACAAGAUAUCUGAUAAGAAAGAAAACCCGAUCCGCUCCACACAUUGCGGAGAUACCCAAGAAUGACUGCCGAAACAGGAUAUCCCAAGGGCAGACUAUUCUUAAUCAUAGUGAACAACAUCAAACACAGGCAGAAAUCUGGGUCACCAACUUGAGAUUGAAAUAUAGUAGAGAAUGGGGAGCAUGAAGAGUAUGGAGAAUUUUCCAGAUUAACAAGCCUAAACAUCUGAUACCAUGACACAAACCAAAAAGGAAUAAACAGGGGGAAAAUUUUCUGUCACAUCAAUUGCUGAUUGUAUCCGAGGUGACACCAUAUAUGGGAUACUCUUCCAAAUUUCGAAACCGAUCAACCUAACCAACUUAGAAAACUGGCCGGCAGCCCAACCAACAUAGGAAACUGGCCGGCAGCCCAACCAACAUAGGAAACUGACCACCAACCUAACUAUUAAUUAUACUUUUUCCCACAGAUAACAUUCCGCCUUAACUUUUGACCAUCUUCUGUUAUUAGUCAACCCGUAUGGAAGAAUUUGUUACCCCAACUUUCAUGUUAUACUUCCUCUGAUUCUACUGCAGUGCUGUUGUAUGAGAGUAUUUAGGGAAGUGUUUAUGUCAGGUCAGAUUUGUAGUGUUUAAGAUGGUCAUAUGAGUAUAGUAUUUAAAAAUUAUUUGCUUGGGUUUUGCCUAUAUCGAAAAAGGUUCCAAAUAAAAAUUAUGAUGUACAUUUGCACUAGUUUAAUGGAAAAUAUUCAAUGGCUUAUGGUUGUACACGCUUUGAAAUGGACAUAUGUUGUUGGGGGAGCCACAUAAACAUUGGAUUUGUUUUGUUUCACUGGAUUGGACUGUUGCCAUUACAGAAUAGAUUAGUGAAGCUCAAUAUAUAUGCACAUGUUUUAUUCUUUUGUUAUUCAUGACAGGACGUUCACGCAAGAAAUAUAUUCCUAAAUCCAGGUAUGGCAUUUGGAACAGGGGAGCAUCCUACAACUAGGCUAUGCUUGAUUUUGCUAAAUGGGUUAAUAAAAGGUGGAGAAGCGGUCUUAGACUAUGGCACAGGAUCUGGGAUAUUGGGAAUUGCAGCUGUUAAGGUAUACUGACCUAAAAUUGUUUUCUGAUUGAUAUUCGUUGGAGCACAAAGACAUUGAUGGGGUUCUACGAUAUAUUUUCCUUCUCAUUUACUGUCUUCCUUUUCGUCCAUUUGCCUAGGAAUGUUGCCCUCAAAUUUAAGUAAUAAAUUUCUUACUUUUUACAGUGUAAUCCUAAAAAGAUGAAUGGAAUGUGACAUUAUUUGUCUUGGAUGUAGGCAUAGUGGGUUUCAUCUGUUUCAGUUGUUCUAAAUCCACUGCAAUCUACGUAAGUCAUCAAAUAUUGAUGAAAUAUGGUGUUUUUGAGUGCACAUAAUUGUCAUCCUCGGUCUCAUUUGCUGUAUUUUUUAAUGUCCUCUUGACUACCAAAGACAUCUACAUCAUGUGGCUUCAAACUCUUUUAGUCCAUUUAUGACAACACAUUGAACUGAGUGUUGUACAUACUCACCAAAGGAUUUGCCCUCUUUUAUAUCAUAUUAUGAGAACUUUUGUGUCGCCCUGGUUAAGUGCUCGUUAUCAUCUAUGCUUUAUAGUGCUCAAAAAUGUUCUUUUAGCCCUGAUAUUAUUACCAGGCUUGAGGAUUUCUCUAACCUACGCUUUGGUCCGAAAUGCAGAUGGGUGCGGCCUUUUCAGUUGGAGUAGACAUCGAACCCCAGGCACUGUCAUCUGCCCGUCAAAAUAUUGCUUUAAAUGCAAUAGAACCUGGGAGGAUGCCCUUGUACUUGGCUCCUGUUAAAGAUCAGACGCGAAGUGACGGAUUGAAAACUAGAAUUGAGUCAUUUGACGUUAUUAUUGCAAAUAUACUAUUAAAUCCCUUAACGGAAUUGGCAGAGGAACUGGUUUCCUAUGGGAAGCCAGGUGCAGUUGUUGGGCUCUCGGGAAUCUUACAUGAUCAGGUACGGUGCUUGGAAACCCAUUAUAGGAUUCAUCCUUUAGUACUGUCAAUGGCUCUGGCCAGGCCCUGGCCCUUAGAACCUCUGUGAACCUUGCAUUGGGCCUGAGAAAAGCCUCAAAGGUGGGUUCUAGACUGGACUUUUAUGAAUCCUGAACUGCUGCAGAGGUGGGGAUAACUGGGGGUUUGGGAGUUAUGGGAUGCUUUUUGACUGCACCUCGUCAAAAAGCUAGACCCUGCCCAUAAAACGUUGGGGAAAUAUUCCCAGAGCCUGUGAAAGCGUUGCAACAUGAGAGUUUCUAACGUUCAACUGUUCAACUUUACAAUAAGUUGUUGCUGCUGUGUGCUGGGCAAUUAUUUUUCUCAUUCGCCCUUGUGGAAGGGUUUGUUUCCUUUUUACAAUCAUUUACAUGGCUUUAAUUCCCUUCUCAGGUCCCCCAAGUUGAAGAAAAGUAUUCAAAGUAUCUGGAGAGCAUAUCCGUUUCUGAGAUGAAUGGUUGGGCAUGUCUCGCUGGUACCAAGAGGUGA